Messenger RNA from Aspergillus alliaceus, 2606 nucleotides. RefSeq lists its product as uncharacterized. NCBI's taxonomy places the organism in Eukaryota, Fungi, Ascomycota, Eurotiomycetes, Eurotiales, Aspergillaceae. The coding region runs from base 240 to 2273 and encodes 677 amino acids. The transcript has a single exon. The record is from RefSeq and is a predicted model, not a curated record.
UCCUAGGUCUUGAGAUAAUAAAAAUAUAAACAUGCUUUGACCCUCUCCUUCUUUCUCCUUUACUCUGUUCGUUCUGUUUAGUCUGUUUUCCCAGCCAUAUACCCCAUAUACCCCUAUAUCUUAUUCCUUCUGUUUGAGUGUCGCUGCUAUUGUACUUCUUUGUACGGCUUACUGUAUUUGAUAUUACCUUACUCACUAUUGUUUGCCCGCACCCCCGACAAGACGGCUUCGUUCGAGACAUGGCGGUCAUUAACCAGAAAGCGACUCCGCCAGUGUCUCCUUCCCAUCAUGCUCCGGUUCAACAACUGGUAGAUCCAGCUCUGUAUUACCAAAGACUUCCCCCGGGACUCUAUCACCCAUCUGCUUAUCCGGCUGCCUACCAAUUGGCUCACCAUGCAGCUCACCCUGCAGCUUACCCGGCAUCUCACCCUGCGCCUCAGCAAGUGCCUCACCCUGCAGUCCAACCAGCGAACCAUCCAGGCAACCGCCCUGCAGAUCACCCGGGGGGUCUACCGGGUGGUCUACAAGGAGGACACCAAAUAGGUCACCAAGGAGGCCAACCGGAAGGAUAUCCAGGGGCCCCUCGGGCUAUUCACACUGUCACCCCGCGCUCUAUAGAUCCCGCCAAGUUGGCCGAAGCAAUGGCUCGUCUGAAUGCCAGUGCGGAGAGACCGGCCCCCGGCAAUCGACAGAGAGUACCAGACUCUGUCCCCCCAAGAGAAACAGACUCACGGUUUUAUAUCGGGUAUACCUUUUUCAAGAAAGAUGCGAUCCCUGGACACAAGCCCACCUGGAGCCAUGCGGAAAAGACCCAGAUCAAUCUGACGCAGUCAGAGUUGUCCAACAUGGUCCAGAAACGGGCGAAGAAGCUCCCCGGCAUCCAGCAGUACCAGUCUCUCUCGAAGGUAAAGCGUACCCAUGUGGACCUGCUCAUCCAUGAGCUGAAGGAGAAAGAACCUAAUUUCGAAUGGACCUGUGCAUGUGUGAAGGAAGCCGAACGGCCCAUGAAAGGCAAGAACAAUAAGCGCGGAGACUAUGAGACCAUCUCCAUGGAUGUUGUCGCGAUGGGGCAGCCCAUCUACCCGCCGCGUCCUAAGGCAUCUAACAAGCCUAAGGAGAAAGUCGAACCGAAGACCGAUAACCCUAUUAUUGUUAAAGAGUCUAGGCCAGUGGAAAAGACCAUUGAAAACACCACCGAAUGGACCCGGCCUUACCCAGGCCAUGUGCAACAACCGCAGCAACCACCCAUGGUGCACAAUGUCCAACGGCAGCUUAAUCCCGAAUUCCCUCAGCAGGCUCCGCCACCGCCUCCCCCUCCCCAGGUACAUCCAACUGGAGGAAGACCAUUAGUAAACCAAGCACCUCUGCCCAAAGCAGCUCCAGCCACUGUGUCCUUCGAUGUACGCCCACAGCUGGACAUACCUCACGCUGCGAGAGCCGCUCCCGAGAAGAGACCUGCCAUUGAGGUCCUAAAGGAACAUAUGAGAAGCGUUCCCGUGGGCGCUGGUGCUGGACAAGGGGUCAAGCACGCUCCAAGCCCCGCCGGCAUGCCGGUCAUCAAUAACAUCCCGCAGAAAGAGCCAGCUCCUCAUGACCCACGUUUUCAUGAGCAUGUCCCUCACGGAGGUAGUGUUAAACCACCCAACUUGGCAGCGGAACCAGAACAAGAAUGGGCCCCCGACUCCAGCAGCAUUGGGGAUGACGACUCGGAGAUUUUUGACUUGGAAGAUGUCAGUUCAGUUACCGAUGACUCCGACGACGAUGGAGAGGCGCGCAAGGAGUCCCAGCCCUGGCGUGGAAGUCUUUUUCGCCGACAUUCCUCUGCUUCCAGGCGUCCUGGACCGUCGCGAUACCGCUCGCACUACCGGAAACAGCCUACAGGUGCAUCUGACAGCAGGUAUCCAAAUGGCUAUAUUGAUGUGAUUCCCGCGGACAACAAGGAUUCGGACAAGCAGCUAUGGAGACUGCAUAGCCGAGAAGUUACUCGGCAGACCCGAGAUCGCCCGAAGAUUAUCCACGCCCCUAUUAGUUCCGACGAUUUGGAUGUGCCUGAGUUCGAGGACAGAUAUCGUGGGCUACGAGCUCACAACGAUAUUCGCAGCCGGAUUCUCGAUGACCGGGAAGCUAGACUUGCCCGCCGGGAGCAGCACUUGGACUAUCGCACGCGAAUGCUGGAUGCACUUGAUGAGAGACUGGACGAAGCCUUGCGCCGUCGCAUGUCCUUGAGAGAACCUGGUUCGUAUUACUCUCGACAGUACUAUGACAAUUAUUGAGUUUGAUCAUUCUUUUUCUAUUUGAUUUUCCGUUUCAGACCCCCCCCCCCUGUGUCCAUUGAUGUUUCUUUUACCCUCGGGUCUCUCCCAUUUUUCUUGGUUUUGUUUCUAGUAUUCUUUUUCGGGUGAGAGUGGGUGACGGAUAGACACUAAUAACGUCAUUAUAUGGGGACUGUUUGUACACAAUGAAUUUUUGUCGAGAUCUGUUGCGUUCUGUAUGUAUUUGCCCCAAAAGAAGGCUAAUCAGAUCCAAUCUGCAUGGAACUGCACUAUCACUGGUGAAUUUUCAAUCUAUUACUCGUAGUGUGGUAGUAGAAGGAGUAGUAUCUUCAA